Molecule: messenger RNA, 1554 nt
Organism: Pezoporus flaviventris
Lineage: Eukaryota; Metazoa; Chordata; Aves; Psittaciformes; Psittacidae
Gene: MTIF3
Product: mitochondrial translational initiation factor 3
Exons: 3
Coding region: 658-1473 (271 amino acids)
Biological process (GO): ribosome disassembly; mitochondrial translational initiation
Cellular component (GO): mitochondrion
Molecular function (GO): translation initiation factor activity; ribosome binding
Source: RefSeq, a predicted model, not a curated record
UGCCAAGGUGAAGACUUUGCAUGGCAGUUUUACACUGUAUGGUGAAGGCUUUGGAAUUCCAAAACCUUAAUCGAAGAGUCAGGCUGCAGAUGUUGGAAUGGCUGCUCAGAGACACUGCACAAAUUGCCACUUCAUUCACUACGUGAUUAAGGUGGUCCCAAAUUCAUGUGGUUUAAAUGAAACACUUUCCAAAGAUGAUUACUGGAACCAGGAAGAAAGUCCUAUUGUUAGAUACCUCCUGAAAAAAAAUCUGGACUUAACAUUAGAAGUGUGACAUGCCUUUUUAUUUGACAGUGUAUUCUCCCUCUUAAUUAUUGGCUUAUCUUUCUGUACACAAAAAACCUGUGUAAGAGUGGAUACUCCUGUGAGGAGGAAUGAACUACAAGUAUGGGAUUCCUUAAAGGAGUCCAGGCUCUAAUUUUAAAUUACUGAAGAUAACAUCAACUCUUCAUACAUUCUGCUGUCAGAUUUUCUCUCCAGGUUAAAGCCCUCUGUUACUGUAAAAUUACUGUUGGUUGCUCAUUCUGUAUAGUAAUACCAUUGCAUCUUUUUGAAAGAGUAGUUCUAGGGGCUAGGGUUUACUGAACUGGAGUCAAAUACUAGAAGUAUUUGGCUGAUGGGGGUAACUUGUUUUGUCUUCUUCACUGCCUCCUCAGAAUGACUGCCUUUUGUGUGAUGAAACUUCUGUGUCAAGCAACCAGAAACGAGCAGAGAUACACAAAAAGAUUCUGUGGUACUCUUCUUACACAAACACAACUGAAGAGGGUCUUCUCUCCAUUCUGGAUGGUGGUGUCUGACCCUACAAAGUCAACAGUAUUUGGACUUACACAACCAUUUUGUACAGCUAAAAAAUCUCCCAAGGAGCCGAAAACGGCAUUUGGAAGCGUUGGGCGAAGAAUUCCUUAUCGGAUAUUGCACGUCAUCAACCAGGAUGGAGAGAGCUUAGGAAAUAUGCACCGAGCUGAGGCACUCAAACUUAUGGAUCAACAUGACCUGAAACUAGUUCUUCUGCGUGAGAAUGAAGAACCUCCUGUAUAUAGACUAAUGACUGGGCAGCAGAUUCAUGAAGAACAGCUGAAACGUGCAGAGAAGAAAAAAUCAAGUUCAAAAUCAGAGAUGGUUCGGAAGGAGUUGUCCUUUUCUUCAGCUAUUGCCAAGAACGACUUAGACACCAAGACUAAACACAUAGCCCAGUGGAUUGAAAAGAAAUACCAAGUUAAAAUUACCAUCCGGCAAGCAAAAGACAGCAAUACAGACAUGUUCAUGCUUUUUGAUCAGAUUUUGGAGACCGUGUCUGAGAAAGCUACUUACCUUUCCAAGCCAAAAAUUACUAGAGAAGGAGUGAGCACCUGUAUUUUGAGACACAUGUCUGACAAAGAGCUGAAAGCAUACCAGAAGAUGGAAAACCAGAAAAACAGUACAGAAAAGAAAGAUGAAAAUGAAGAUCUGAAAUCAAAUGAGUUGCAUCAGUGACUUUAUAAAAAAGUAUAAACAAUCUCUUACUUAAAAACAAACACAACCCUAUAAAUAUAAUAAAAUUAUUGUUGAACUUUA